AUGACGGCCCGGCGAUCAUCACUUUUCAAUCUGGAUAUCGCCUCGCUGCUCGAGUCGCGAGACGCUCGCGACUCUGCGUCUCCCCGGACCCGGAAGAGCACGUCUUCGCAGGGCUCCACCUCACACGUUGUAGCCGUAACGAAUGCCGCCUUGCAGCAGCACCAGCAACAGCAGCAGCAGCACCAACAACAACAACAACAACCGGGGGCGCCGCCUUCAGCAGCUUCCACCUACCUUCCGUCAGCCUCGUACGCAACCCCCCGCUCCACCACGACAGUUCCAUCUCCGUCACCGCCGAGAGCACCGGCACCGCAAUGGACUCCGGUCCAGCAGCUGCCCUCGUUCCGGCAGCGCGGUUCUCUCCCCGAUGAGUUCCAGCAGCAACAAUCCCCUCCGGGCCCUGGGUACAUCCAUCAGAGCGGCUUCCGGCCCAUCUACUCGGGAAGCGUAGCAUCGGCGCCAUCUCACAGCAGCACGCCCGGACCGUAUUUCCAUUCUGUGCCCUCAUCUCAACACGCCCCCCUGCACCCCGCAGCGUCUAGUCCUGUUUCAUCUAACAAGCGCACAGCGUCGUCAGCGCUAGGGUCGGGCACGGGCGAUGCCGUGGGGGGCGGCGGCAGCGCAGCCAAGAAGGAGAAGAAGCUAAAGGGCAAGUGGACCGACGAGGAGGAGAGGCUGCUGAUCAAGCUGCGCAGCAGCGGGAUGAAAUGGGUCGACAUCUCGCAGCAGAACCCGGGCCGCAGCGCGACGGCGUGCCGGCUGCGCUAUCAGAACUACACGGAGAAGAAGGAGUGGGCCGAGGACGAAAAGGACAUGCUCGCCCGCCUCUACCAUCGGUUCAUGGAAGACAUGUGGAAGCGCAUCGCCGACGAGAUGUGCCGGCCGUGGCGAUCCUGCGAACGCAUGCACUGGCAGCUGGGCGAGGAAGAGAUGCUCCGCCGCGCCAACGUGCAGUAUCGCGGCGGCGGGCCCACGCCUCCCGGCGGCCACCACGACCUCGACCUCGAUCUCGAGAACGACAACGACGACUCUCCGCCCUCGACCGGCCGCCUCACCGACAACGACCAUGCGACCACCUCGCCCUCGUAUUCCCACACCACAGCCAUACAAUCCCCCCACCAGCGCGCCCACCACCACCACCACGGCCCACACCAACACCAACCACAACACUCCCCCUACGCCCAUCAUCUCCCCCUCUCGCGCGACCCCUCCCGCGAGCCCUCCCAGCAGCAACAGUGGCCACCACCACCACCUCUCCUCUCCUCCACAAUCCCAUCAUCAUCCUCCUCCCUCCCCACGCGCCCAACGAGCGCGACCAGCACCAUCGCCAGCGUCGGCCAGCCCAUGUCGCCGCAGAUGCCGUUACCGCCAGGCAUGCGCCACCACACUCCGGCCGCCGCUGCGCAACAGCCGCCAACGCUCACCCUCCACCAACCCCUCCCCACCACGGGCGGCUACUACCACGCCCCUCUGCUCGGCAUGCAGCAGCCGCCGACCCCCGGCGGUGGGGGCAUGCGUCCCGUGACGCCGCUGAGCCUGGCCGCCGCUGCUGCUGCUGGAGGAGGAGGUGGUGGUGGCGGCGGCGAAAACAACAACGGCGGUGGUGCGCAUCAGCGUCACCAGCUGCAGCCCAACGCCAACGCCAACCCAUCCGGUACAACCCCUCGGACCGUGCCGACGGUCGUGCAUGGCACAGGCGCAGGUGCGGGGCCAGGGCGGUUGGCGAGCCCGUUCGCUGGAGGAGGCGGUGGUGGCAGUGGCAGCGGUGAGAGACCCACGACGGCGGGAACGGAUGCGGAAAGGGACUCGGCGACGGGGGAGGCUGCUGGAAAGAGGCACCGACACCACUAUCAUCACUAUCCUCAUCAGUCGGCGGGGUUUGUGGCGGACAUGGACAGCGCUGUUCAGGUGAAGAAGGAGGCGAGGGUGGGCGAUGACUGA
Molecule: messenger RNA, 1941 nt
Organism: Diplodia corticola
Lineage: Eukaryota; Fungi; Ascomycota; Dothideomycetes; Botryosphaeriales; Botryosphaeriaceae
Product: myb dna-binding domain protein
Exons: 3
Coding region: 1-1941 (646 amino acids)
Source: RefSeq, a predicted model, not a curated record